UGUUAACAACGAACAAAGCCACUCAAGGUCUGUGGAGAGUACUACAGAUGUAGCUAAAUUAAUGCGUGCGUAAAUGCUACUGCCCCAAAUUCUAAAUUAUCGACUUGAUCCAAGCAAAUUUCAUUCAAAGCUUAUCCAAUUUCUGUUAAAACCUUUGAUACUUGGCCGUCAAUCCGCCCCUCUUUAACAACUACGUCUUCCAUGGCGACAGAUCUCUCAGUUGUUCUUGUUUUGGUGCUCUCCUGUUGUUUCUCGAGAUGUUUUACCGAAAGUCGAAAGGAUCUUAGAAGCAAAGAAAAUGUUAUACAUUUAGGGCGUGCAGUUCCUCAUCCUAACACAAUUGACCCCUCACAAGUUAUUGAACUCUCUUGGCGACCAAGGGUAUUCUUGUACAAAGGCUUCCUAUCUUAUGAGGAGUGUGACCACCUUAUAUCAUUGGGAAAUGACAAGAAAGAGAAAUCUAGUGGCAACAAUUCAAGCAAGGUUGUGGGACAGACUACAAAUUUAGAUGUCUCUUUAGAAAUUGAAGAUGAAAUAACUGAAAGGAUCGAGGAACGGGUUUCAGCAUGGACUUUUCUUCCAAAAGGAAAUGGAAAGCCGAUUCAUGUUGUUCAUAUUGGUGAUGAAGAGAGUAGUAGUAAAGGUAAGCAGAAGUACACAAACACAAACACUGGAGAAAUUUUACAGGCAACAGUCGUCAUGUAUCUUUCAAACGUGUCACAGGGUGGUCACAUCGUUUUUCCUCAAGCAGAGUGGAAAGUGAAGAGCAAGAUAUGGUGGGGGGAUUGUAUGAAGAGGAGUGAAAUAAGUAAACCUGUGAAAGGCAAUGCAAUUUUGUUGUUCAAUCUCCAUCCGAAUACUAGUUUAGACCCGAGUAGCUCACACGUGGCGAGGUGCCCAAUAGUCGAGGGGGAUAUGUGGUGGGCCACCAAGAGUUUUGUGGUGAAAGCAAAUUCAAAUUCAAAUUCCAAGGGAAAGGAUAAGGAUAAGGAUGAGGAUGAUUUAUCAUGCACAGAUGAGGAUGAGAGCUGCCCUCAGUGGGCUGCGUUUGGGGAAUGUGAGAGGAACCCGAUAUACAUGGUGGGCACUCCCGAUUAUUAUGGUACUUGUAGGAAGAGUUGUAAUGUAUGCUCAUAAUUCAUAAUUAUAUAUACAUAUAAAUUUUAAACCCCCUUUAUGAACAGUGAAAGUAGCCCAUUUUUCAUUUUAGCCCCUA
Molecule: messenger RNA, 1216 nt
Organism: Lactuca virosa
Lineage: Eukaryota; Viridiplantae; Streptophyta; Magnoliopsida; Asterales; Asteraceae
Source: the annotation of a GenBank genome assembly